Boeremia exigua is the source of this 607-nucleotide messenger RNA. RefSeq lists its product as uncharacterized. The coding region runs from base 1 to 210 and encodes 69 amino acids. NCBI's taxonomy places the organism in Eukaryota, Fungi, Ascomycota, Dothideomycetes, Pleosporales, Didymellaceae. The record is from RefSeq and is a predicted model, not a curated record. The transcript has 2 exons.
AUGUCGCUCCCAUUCGACUCCAACAGCAUCUACACCAUCACCCUUGCUGCACCAGCAACACACAUCGAUCCGGUGGUAUUGGACACACCAGGACACAUCAACGAGCCGUCGCUACGCGCAAUAUGCGGCAUUGACCACCUUUCUCAAGCCACCGAUAGAAUGGUCACCUUGACCUUGAACGAGUUGCUGGGCCUAGUCUGGUUUGGUUAGGAGGUGGUACGGGCUCGCACACCUGCUCUCACUACACAGGAGAGAGUGAGUGUAAACCGGCAAAUUCGAAUUAUUCGAGACAAGAUUACCACAGGCGGGGCAGUCGGGAACAAGUAUUACCAGCUGGUGAACAAGGCAGGCGUGGAAUGGCUCAGGUUGCUGCUCGUGUGAGAGGGCUUUCCGACCUGGUUGAGACUGGGAGGCGGCGGUCGUGUGCGACUUUUUCGUUGUCUGAGUUUGGGUAGAUGGACCUCGGGGUCAUGGCUUGAACAAUUACUGCGUUUGGCGGACCUGCAGUGUGACUGGACUCGGUCGGUAGAUAACUGUAAUGUGUCAAUGUGAACGUGUUUGAAGCUGCCAAACAGCUGCCUAAGACGUGGUGCUUGAUCGUUGUGGU